This is a messenger RNA of Fraxinus pennsylvanica, 2820 nucleotides long. NCBI's taxonomy places the organism in Eukaryota, Viridiplantae, Streptophyta, Magnoliopsida, Lamiales, Oleaceae. The record is from the annotation of a GenBank genome assembly.
AUGCCUUUUCGUUUAUCUGGCAGCAAAGCAGGUUCAAAAGUUUCCAGUUUGUCAUCUCUCGUUCUUGCGUCUUUUGUGUUCACGUUUUGUCUUAGCUUAGCAGUACAAGCUGACAAUUCAGUCACAAAUAUUGGAGCAAUUAUUGAUGUUGAUUCCCGCGUCGGGAAGGAACAGAAAAUUGCCAUGAUCAUGGCCUUGCAGAACUUCAACAACAAUUCAAGUAAUCACAGGCUGAAUAUUUAUUUCAGAAACGCCAGCAAAGACCCUGUUCAGGCUAUUUCUACAGUCAAAGAGCUGAUUGGAGGGAAUCAAGUUCAAGUUAUUAUUGGGACACGAACAUGGGAGGAAGCAGCAUUAGCCUCCGAUGUUGGAAAGCCAGCGCAAGUGCCAGUCCUUACAUUAGUUGCAGCUUCCAGUACACAGCCAUCGACCCAGAAUCGAUGGCCUUUCUUGGUAGAGAUGGCCACCGAUAGCCAGGAACAGAUAAAUUGUAUUGCAGCUAUUGUCAAUUCCUACCACUGGCGAAAAGUAAUAGUAAUUCAUGAAGACAGCAGUUAUUUUGCUGAUUCUGGGUUGCUUCCUAUGUUAUCGGAGGCUCUUCAAAAUGUUGGUGCAGCUAUUGAGUAUGAUCUCAUCCUUCCACCAUUCUCGUCUCUAUCUGAUCCAGAGGGGUUUGUUCGACGAGAAGCAGCGGAGUUAUUGAGGAAGCAGUCUCGAGUUUUUAUCGUUCUUCAAUCAUCCUUACCACUGGCUACACAUUUACUCAGAGAAGCUAAGCAGAUAGGACUAAUGGGUAGAGAUUCAGUAUGGAUUCUGACAGACUCUAUUUCAGAUUUUCUGGAUUCUGUUGACCCCAAUUUGGUCUCUUCUGCACAAGGUGCUAUAGGUAUCAAGAGCUAUUAUUCAGAAAACAACAGGCAUUUUCUAGACUUUAAAGAUCAAUUUCGGAAGAAUUUCAGACUGGAGUAUCCAGAUGAAGACAACUGGGGUCUUGGAAUUCAUGCUCUAAAAGCAUAUGAUAGCAUUACAGCGAUAACGGAAGCUGUGAAAACAUAUGAUAGCAUUACAGCUAUAGCAGAAGCUGUGAAAGAAUUAAGUGGGAACAAUAAUAGUAAUCCAAAGUUGCUGCUCAAUGAAAUUCUGUCCAGUAAUUUCACUGGACUAAGUGGUGAAAUUUGUUUCCAUAGUGGGAAAUUAAAGCAGAAAUCUAUAUUCAAGAUUAUUAACAUUGUUGGAAGGAGUUAUAAAGAGCUAGGCUUCUGGUCAUCACAAUUUAACUUCUCAGAGAGCCAUGUGGAGAAGAAGGGCGGUGUGGUUAUUGGUGUUGACAGUAUGAACGAAUUGCGCAGUUUGGUAAAUUGGCCAGGGGAAUUGGAUCGAGGUCCAAAAGGAUGGGAAAUGCCUACCGAUGUAGCCCCAUUGAGAAUUGGAGUUCCGGGAAACAAUUCCUUCCCAGUGUUUGUAAAGGUAAAGCAUGUCCAAAAGACAAAUGAGAAGAUAUAUGAUGGUUUUUGCAUUGAUAUUUUCGAAGAGGUGAUAAAAGUAUUGGGAUAUCCCCUGCCUUAUGAAUUUGUGCCCUUCAAUGGUAGCUAUAGUGAACUGGUUGAGAAUGUCGCCAAUAAGAGCUUUGAUGCUGCUGUGGGCGAUAUAACCAUCUUAGCCGACCGUUCAAGAACUGUAGAAUUUACUCAACCGUUUAUGGAGUCUGGCUUGUCAAUGUUGGUUCCAGUCAAAACUGAACCCCAGAUGGAGUGGAUAUUUACGAAGCCUUUCACUAGGAAUAUGUGGACGGUUACUUUAGCCAUUUUAUUCUACACAAUGUUCGUCAUUUGGUUUAUGGAGCAUCAAUCUAAUCCAGAAUUUAAAGGGCCAAGGAGAGAUCAACUUGCAACUGCAAUGUGGUUUACAUUCUCUUCUCUAUUCUUCGCUCACAGAGAAGAAAUUAAAAGCAAUUAUACUAAAAUAGUGGUUGUGGUGUGGCUCUUUGUUGUGUUGAUAUUAAUCUCAAGUUAUGAGGCUAACCUCGCUUCAAUGCUGACUGUCCCACGACUUGAGGCAAGUGUGACUGGUUUAGAUUGGAUAAUGAAAACUAAUGCUACAGUUGGAUGCGACGGUGACUCUUUUGUAGAAGAUUAUCUGAGGAAUGUAAUUGACCUUCCAAAUAUCAAAACCAUAAGCAGCCAAGACCGUUAUUCAGAGGAAUUUAAGAAUGGAAAUAUCUCUGCUGCAUAUCUUGAACUCCCUUACCAGAACGUUUUUCUCAAAGAUCACUGCAAAGAGUAUACAGUAACUGGGCCUACCUACAGCUUUGGAGGACUAGGGUUUGUAUUCCAGAAAAAUUCUCCAAUAGCUCGCGAUGUUUCAGAUGCCCUUCUAACGUUAAUGGAGGACGGAAAGCUUAAUCGCUUGAAAGAGAAAUGGUUUGGUCCACCAGACAGUUGUUCAAAUUCUGAUGCUAACUCUGAAACAGAAAGAUUGAGUUUCAGGAGUUUCUGGGGUCUAUACCUUGUUUCUGCUGCCAUUUCAACUCUCUGUUUCCUCAUUUCCGCUCUUCAGUUGUUGAAAAAGAAAUUAAAGUUCUGUGAAGAACAUGCACGUGAUGUUACUCAAAUUGUUGAGGGUGUUCCUAACACAACGAAUAGGUUAGAGCAGUAUUUUCAUGGUGGACGGCCGAAGUCUCUGAGGAGGAGAAGCACAUUUAAUUUCUCUAAAGGUGCUGAAACGAUUGAAUUAGGGAGUCCUCCGGAUGCCUCUCAGAUUUUUCGGGCUUCCUCCCUGCAGAAGUCGGAACUCCCAGAGAUAAUUGAACAUAAUACAUGA